GCCCACCCGUCUGUCUGCUCGCUCGUCCACCCGUCUGUCCGCUCGUUCGUCCACCCGUAUGUCCGCUCGCUAGCCCAUCCCUGUGCUCUCCGUUCGCUCGCUCCGUCGCGCACGCACGCGGGCGCACCUGCGCCGCUCGGGUUUCCACGAUUCACAGAAAGGCUGAGCAGCCGCGGCUCCACGAAUUGGAGGAAGUGGGCAGUGCCGGGUUUUGCCUUUUGACACACGUGGGCGCGCUAUAAAGAGUCGCUCCCGCCCGCCCGCUUUACUUUUCUGCAAAUUAACUUUGCAUCCGUCCGCGUGUUGACCGUGAAAAAACCGGCGGACGCGAGGAAGCCGGUUUCUCAUUCAUUUUGUCGUGCGGGCCUCCCCUGUUUGUGGAAGUGUUCCGAGCGGCAGCGGAGGAAUCUGUUUGUUUAUUUAUUUUAUUAUCUGAAUGCGUUUCAAACAUUCAUGCUCUAUGCAUUAUUGGGAUGUUACUGUCUGCGAGUGCUUCAUGUGGCGCGGAGAUGAGCGGCGGCGGCGGUGGUGGCGCAGGGGAGCGGGAGGCCCCGCCGUGGCCGCCCCAGGACGGGCCCUGGAGGGAGCUGUGCGAGCGACUCGCCCGCGAGGCGGCCACCGACUUUGCGGGGCAGUACCGUGCCUUCACCGCGCUGCACCCGCAGUGGGCAGGCCCGGACGCCGCCGCCACCUUCGCGCAGAUCUUCGCCGAGUGCUUCGCACGGCGCUUCCGAGCCGAGGUCGGCCGACCGAGCGGCGCCAACAGGGGAGGAGGACGAGGCGGCGGUGCCGGCGGCAGCCCGGCCGCCGCGAGUAGCGCGACGUCCGAGGAGGCCGCGGCGGCGGCGGCGUCGAAGAGGGGAAGCGUCGGGUCGGACUUCUCGGGCCGGGAGGGCGCGGCGGCGGCGGCGGCGGCGUCGCAGAUGGCGGCGUCGCGCCGGCGCAGCACGUCGCAGGAGUUCACGACGAAGCGGGACAGCGUCUCGUUAGACCCGCCGCCGCUCCGCAGCCCGGGCCCCGCCGGCGGCGGCGGCGGCAGCCCCGACGCCUACCCGGCGGCGCGCUCCGCGGCGUCGGAGCGGCGCUCGCUCGCCGAGCCGGCGCCGCCGCCGUCGCCGGAGCCGGCGCGGGACUCCGCCGCCGCCGACGCCAAGUCGCUGAGCUCGGAUGAGGCGUCGUCGCUGCGGAGGGGCUACGGCCCCGAGCCGCCCUCGCGCCUCAGGGCGUCGUUCCGGCGAGUGUGCAACAUGUUCCGGCUGCGCAAAAGGACGAGUCGGGGCGGCGGCCACCUCGCCGCAGCGAACGUCGCCCGCCGCGACGUGGAGCGGCCGUGCGCGAACGGCGACUCCUCCGGCGAGGCGAGCCGGGAGCUGGCGGCGGCCGUCCCGGGCGCCGCCGCGUCGGCGUCUCGCGAGCGGGGGCGGCCGCCGCUCUACCGCUGGUUCUCGUGGUCCCAGCAGCGGCGCUCGGACCCGCGGUGCGUGAGGCGCGAGGGGACGCUCAGCUACGUCGUGGCGGAGGACGUCAGCGGCAGCCAAGUGCGGUGGCGGCGCUGCCGGCUGCUGCUGUGCCGGGCCGAGGGUCGUAGCGGUGGCGCCGUAGCCUCCGCCGCCGGGUACCAGCUCGAGUUCUACGUCCCGCCCAAGUCGAGCAAAGCGAAGAUCUCGGUGCCGUGCUCCUCCAUCCUGGAGGUGCGCAAGACCAAUCCCUUGGAGAUGCCCGAGAAGGACAACACCUUCGUGCUCAAGACGAGGGAUUCGAUGGAAUACAUCCUGGAAACGGUUGAUUUUCUGCAGAUGCACUCAUGGCUGGCCGACAUUAAGGAUUGCUUGCGGCUUGGGAACGAGGGCACGAGGCUGCAGGCGCUCGGGAGUUCGCCCUCCGACAACUCCAUCCACAGAAUCUCGUCCGACAUGAGCGCGUCGACGCAAGGCCUGCACUCGGGUGGCUCCGGGAGCCACAGGACGGCCCGCCCGCGCAGCCUCGACGGGGACGGCGGCGGCUCCCGUUUUGGCCUCGUGGACGGCGCCCCGCCGGAGGUGCCGCCCCGGGCGCCCGUGCACGGCCAGGGCCCCGAGCCCACGCACUUCCUACCCAUGAUCGCCUCCGGCGCGAUGGACACGAGCAUGGCGACAGGCACCCAGGACUGCAACGGGCCACUGUCGGAGUGCCCGUGGUUCCACGGCACGCUGUCACGCCUCAAGGCGGUACAGCUGGUGCUCACCGGCGGGGAGGAGCGGCACGGCCUCUUCCUGGUGCGGGAGAGCGAGACGCGGCGCGGGGAGUAUGUGCUCACCUUCAACUACAAGGGCCGUGCCAAGCACCUGCGGCUGUCCGUGAGCGACGACGGCUGCUGCCGCGUCCAGCACCUCUGCUUCCCCAGCGUGGCGGCCAUGCUGGAGCGCUUCCAGACCGAGCCCAUUCCGCUGGAGUCCGGCGGCAUCGGGGACAGCGUCACGCUGUCGCGUUACGUGGCACGCGCGCAAGAGGCGAUCAGCGUUCGUAGCCAGACCCCGAUGCAGACGCCCAUGCGCGCGCCCCGCUACCAACGGUGGAAUUCGGAGGGCGACCUGCGCCGGCCACAACUGCACACCCGGCCGUCGGCCGCCACCACCACCGCUGCCGUCGCCGCCACCGCCUCCGCCGCCAUGGGGGCGUUCCCCCAGCAACGGAGCGUGUCUCAGACGACGGUGUUCAUGUCGGAACGGAGGAAGGAGGGUGGCGUCACCUUCCUGCGCACGUUCGAUCCCGCCCGGUUCCGCGAGCUCUUCCAGCGGCGCCACAGCUCGCGGGCGCAGCGCGAGCCGGAGCCGCACUCGCCGGGACGGCCACGCGCCACGGACAAUCAAUACUACGUGGUAUGACGCACGCCACAGGCGGCCAACGUGCGAUGUGACGUGCACCGCCGACGGAAAACGUCGUGGGACGCCGCUGGUCACCGGCCCUGCGCCUCCCCACGACAAUUGCUGCACGGUGUGAUGUGUGCCACCGACAAAAAGUACUCUGGUGAGACGCUGCUGGUGACGAGUGCCAAAGGCGACCAGUCCUACGUGGCGCGAGGCUCCUGGUAACCAGUGCUAACGUCAUGUGAUGUGUGCCCCAGGCGACCAGUAUUAUACGUGGUGCGAUGUGUUCCACUGACAAGUACUGUGGUGUGAUGCCACUGGGUAACCAGUGCUGUGUGGUGACAGAUGCCAAGCGAAGCUUUUUUAAAAAAACGUGCUAUUUUUGGAACCCCCGACUCUCAUUGGCUUAUUUACUUUCACGAAGCAUUCACUCAACACAAAGCGAACACUGGUUUGGAGUUGGGCUCAGUGCUAUUAAUAAAAAAAUCGGGAAUUUUUUUUACAUGAUUUUUGUACUGAUUUCUCGGAAACGAUCUUACCAAACCACCGUGGAAAUUGCUCUCUUGGAAUCACUCCCGGUGAAAGUGAGAUUUGUUUGCACAUACGUUCUCAGUGUGCCCGGAGGGUCAAAAAGUGCUGGAGGUUUUGGAGGAUCGCAGGUAACGUAUGACACAGAUGUGCACGCGUUCACGCGCCGCAGCAUCUUCUCACCCACGUGUCUCCAUCCUGCAUGGGGCCGUCGCCUGCAUUGGCCCGUCUAUUUUGACCAGUUUUUUUUUUGCCUUCGUGCAACCAAGACACUCCCAACUAAAAUGCAAACGUAGCAGCAGCAGCAGUUGUGCUUGUGGCCAGUUGCUGUAGGCAACUGCACUUACAACCGAAGGGGGUGGCAGUUUAGUCAGAUGGGGUUAAAAAUACCAUAACCACUUAUAAGCCAAGUGUGAGAAAUGCUAUUUUCUAUAAAGGGCCUCUAGGUUGUUAUGUCCCCUUAAACACAGCAUGAUUAAAAAAAGAGACAAAUUAGACACUUCCCUUGCAAUGUGUGCCAUUGCCAGAUCAUGGCCACACAGUCCUGAUGAGUUUCCACUUUUAACUGUCAAGCGUUCAGUCCCAGAAAUGUAUGUUCCACAGAUUUGUGAGAUUAAAAAAAACCUUUGCACAUUUAUAGCCUCUUAACUUACCCUGAAUGUGAAAGCGCUCACCAGCUUACAGAGCAGCCAGGCAGAACAGACUUGGGCCAAAUCGCAAGAAGUCCUGAGCUUUGCUUGCUUAAGUGCUUUUCAAGCCGAUCCUUUGUUGUCCGAAAACAAAAGGAAAAUCAGAGGAUCAUAAAUAAUUUCGUAAUUUAAAAACUAAACUAUUGACGUCAUAGGCAAAGUCGCAAUUACUGGUUACCUCAAAGUUCUCGGAAAUAUUUCAAAGUUUGUAGGGAAGAAAAAAAACUGACUUUUUUUUAAGUAUUACCGAUUAAAAUCUUGACAACACCACACGGAAUUUUGUGCAAGGUGACAAAUUCCAACGCAGAAGACUUUUACCGUGGCUCCACUAAAUGUUAUUCGCCACCUAACCGUAUAAUUAAUGCAAUCGAAUCACCGGUGAAUUUCAACUUUUGUUUUCCUUUAAAAAAAAAGGGUAACCCAUACAAUGCUGUAUUUAUAGGAAAUACUGAAUGUAUGAACAUUUUGCCUCAAUGUUUAAAGCUGCUCUUGUUAAAACAGUAUUAAGGUCACGAAAGUACUGUAACCUGUUCAUUAAACGUUAGUCGGAACGUGUGUGUGUGAAACAGAGCAGAGUCGAUCGGGCGUUAGCUGCUUUAAAUUUAUUUUCCUCCGCCUUUAAAGUUUUUACGUGGGACUCACCCGAGCCACGUGUCUUGCUCGAAGUCUACGGUGGCAGUUUCUCGAUUUCGUUCCCGUAAUCCAAACAGCCAGGCCAACAAUGGAUCCUUGAAAGAAAACUCUCCAGCAACCUUCAUGGGGGCAGGGGGGAGGGCAAAAAAAGCAACCGCUAUACAAUCACAAUGUCCAUAAAUGUAUCAUGUACGAUUAAAUAAUUACACACGGCAGUUUAAGACUGCGUUAUUGAGUGCUGUGAUUAUACGAAACGUAAAGGCGUUUUUGCCAAAAUGCUGCAAUGCUUGACUGAUCUGCAACAGAGGCCUUAAAAAAUCACACACCCGACAAAAGUUUUUCAACUUCAAAGAUGCAAUCUAAGAAUCUCAUAGUCAAAAAAAUCAUCGACGCCUGGCGGACACGGACGUUUAGGAGAAUCAAGCUCGUGUGUGCGUGUGUCGUUAUAUUCUCCUCGCGAAAAUUUUUAAAUGCAUACCUUUAUGGACACCUGCAUGUGUUUAAACAAUUCCAGCGGCUGUGAAAAUGUUGGAAAAAUGUUUUUGCGAAAGGUUGAAUUGGACAAAAAGGUUUAAAAAAAACCUACUCCCGUUAUGAAGCCACUUUCAGAUUUAUUGUUGGGCCUGGAUAUUUGCCAAGUUGGAGUAUAGGUUUCAUGCUCACAUGCUACGAUGUCAACAGCGAGCACGUUAUUUUGUUUUGCUAUGUCCUGAGUAACUGUUUCAUUUUGUUCUAGAUAAUAUAUAACGAAAAAAAAUCAGCAUUAUUCACUUGUGCUGUUUGUAGAUCAAGAGUCAGUGAGAGGCUCAUUUCAUUUGGAGGUGUGCAACCGCGUCCUAUUUAAUAAAGUAAAUUGUGUACCAUCGUCAUUUUACAAAGCACUGCCAUUAAAAUAUAUUUUAACAAAUAUCUUGUAAACAGAGAGACAAAAGAAAACAUUUAAAAAGACAAAAAUAUACGAACUCAAUAAAAAAUGCUUUGUAUAGUCUUAAGUUUGUAGAUUACGUAUUGUUAUGCAGCGGCAUUGCUCGGCACUGAUGCAGUGGGGACGUGUUUAAGUAUUGUCGCUGUCCAACGUGUCUUUUCGUUAUUUUGAUUGUAGUCACUGUAAGCAUUAAGGUCUUACAAAUUAAUGUAGCGCUUCAAACAGCGCCCGUGCCCCCCCCCCCCCCCCCCGCCGCCGCCGCAGAGAGGUGAACUAUGCCAUUUCAUUGCUAACGCAGAUAACUGUUUUUUCUAUUAUUCCCCCCCCCCCACUGCCGCGUUAAGUGACGCUUGUGAAUGCUUCAGGUGUUUUCAACUCAUUCCGUGCGGAAUCCUGCACAAGGUAAAUCUUAGGAGGCUUUCCAGCUAUUUAUAUUUCUUAACUUCAGUCACUUUACGCUGCGAUUUAACGAUUGGAAAUGUCAGGGUUGGACCACGACCAAACGCUGGGGGGCCCACAACACAAACCGGCAAUAAGCACUCUGGGUAAUUUUAAAGUCAAAUUACUUUUUUCGACAAUUAAACGAGUUCUUUGGAAGUUGAAUGCUUUAAGUACAAAGCGUGAGCGCAUCAGGGCCUUGUAGGCGGGGGGGGGGUUGGGUAAGCGUGUUUAUCUUUCACUUGGAAUUCACUUAAAUCCUUUAAACAGUAAAAAAAAAACCCAUGUACAUUUAUUUAUAUCCCAAGUGUUGUUAUUGGUUUCGUUUGGCUCGGUGCGCAGAUUUUCAUUGACCCCCCCGGGGUUGCGAGCCCAAUGCACCCAGAGGAAACGAGGGCGAGAUAAGGGACGCACGGCAGCGCAACCUCCCCCGCGGGCGACCCUACAUUUUCAAUCGUUUUCACGAUCCGCAGCGGUUCUGUGGAUGGCACGGACGUACGAGUGACGCCGAAAACUUUUCUGUCCCUUCAAAUCAAAGCAGCAUUAAGCGUGUACUGUUGGCAAGCACAGUUUCAUGAACGCACGGGGCACACAAAAGGGAGGAGUCCGUCAAUAAUGAUAAAAGCAUGUACUUUUGGAACUUGUGGAUUAUGGGCAAAAUUUUAACGAACUUGGAAACCAAAACGAUAUUAAGAAAAAAAGGUUUGCACACGCAGCAACCAACACUACAUAAAUACGGUACAUGUGAACAUUGCGCGCACGGUGAAGGCAUUGUGUUACAAACCCCAACGUAUACAUAUUGUCAAUUGCCCAAGCAUUCUUACACGGGUCAAAAAGUUUUGAGAACGUAAAAGUUAAUGUAGCACCGUGAACUUUAACCAAAAUUGUACAAGCGUGUCGCUGUGGUAUUAACGUACAAGGCAUUUCCCAAGUGGAAACAUCAGGUUUUCUAAACUUUUUGACUAUGGAAGACAGUUGACACGCAAAAUUAUGCCCACUUUCAUUUUAUUAUUAGUAUGUAUCAGCCUAUAUUUUUAUAAACAAUGUUUAUGAUUUACAGAAAGUGUUACCUCUGUGCUAACUUUUAAGAUUAUUUAUUCCAUUUAAAUGGGAUUAAGAAAAGUAUAUUUUAUUUUAAAAUUUUUACCGCUAUGCUGAAGGUAAAUAAAACAAAAAAAAUUGUUUGUGUUUACAUGGUCUCUGUUAAGAAACAAUGCGUAAAAAGUAUUUGCAUGUGCAUCUAAAAAAAUCCCGACUUCGUCAUUGUCAGCACUGCUUUGAUUUCCAAGUCAUGGAUGAAAAACUAUCGACAAACCAAAAAAACAAUCCCAGAAUGAUCACUCGUUACAAUUGCUGCAUCCAAAAACCGUACUUUUUAAUUUAAUGAUAUAUUAUCGACCACUGAAGGCACAUUUGAAACCGUUCAGGCCAUUCAUUGCUUGGUUGAUUUUCAGCUUCAUAUCACAUUAGCCACUCAUUGUGCAAGUGCUCUGUAAAUGCAGCGUACGCCAUCUGGGUUGUGUGCUGGGCGAUUGGUCUCUCCAAAUAUGCUCUCGCUGUAUUACCGUCAACUAAUUGCAAUUCAUUCUGCGUCUUCACGCGCAUGUUUCAUAUAUUUCACAGUGAAUGGCAGCAUCCAUCGACAAUUUUGAAUAGCCCACAUGUAUCUUAUCUUAAAAUAAUUCAUAUAUAGCGCCUUAUUGAAGGCGCCUUACACAGAAUGAACAAUAGUACACAUGCAUGUAAUGGUGGAGAUGAGGUGAAUGAAAUGAAGCAAUGGGGGGGAAAUCUGUGAUGCGUGAAUUUGGUGAAAGCAAAAUUGAUUAAAGUAAAUGAUAAAUUGAAUUAAUGGGGAAUGAGUGAAAGCCAUAAGAGAAUAUGAAGAAAUAAAAGUAACGGUGGUGGUUAUGAGGGGGGAGAGAUUAAGGGGUAUUGGGGUGAGCUCGGGGAAAAUAAUGGAGUUGAGUGCAGAGUGGAAACUAGCAAGAGAAAAAGAGCGAAGGCGUGGAUUGAGCGCGAGGAGGAAGAGAUGGACGGCAAAUAUUGAGACUGGAGAGGGCGAGAAGGCACACAGAAAGAUACAAGCAUGGCAAAAUAUGGUGGGGCAAGACCAUCAAGGGAUUUGUAAAGCAGGGUGAGGAAUUUGAACAGGCAACGGUAUCAGUUUCAAGUGUAACGGAUAGACAACACCGCAUGUAAAGGUCGACUAGCAUCGAGGUCCAGGAUGCACCGUUCAAAAACUCAAGACAAGUCAUCUCUCUCUGCCUGUUUGUGAGAAAACGAAUCUUAAGUGGCACAACAGGCUACAUAUGGCCACAUCUGGAUAUAAAUUGCUCUGGCUGGUUUAGUGAGGUUCACAAUGCCAGAACCUCAGGUGUAUUUUGAAUCUGCCCACCCUUUGGGUUUCACCAAUGCACAUAGCAGGAUUAUUUUUUGCACGAGAUGCAGAACAAACACAACGCUCAAGCAACACAGGAACUCAUGUUUCGUAUUAAAAUAUUCAUCGCCAUGCAAUCAUAUUUUAACCGUGGCGUUCAAGGCGACCCAACUGACAAUCCUAUGGGUGACCUUGUGAACCUCGAUAGGUCCAGAAAACUCCGUUUUUCCCAUAUUACAUCCUGACUUUUUCUGUGAAAAAAAAUCCAACAGGUGCCAUUUAUAAUAAAGUGCUUUUAUACACCGUGGUGUCAUUCCAGCAAAAAUGCAUCUCACACCACUAUACUAUCUACAAUACACAGCGAGGUGUAUAUAUAGAGAUGUUUUUAGCCAAUUAUUUUUUAUCCACAUGGGAGAAAUCGGAGCACCUGUAUACAACACACGUGUUUUAAGGGGCAGCACUCUGUCCCACAUACAAAUGCAACAGAAGGAAUAGAGUCCACACUUGCUGUACCAAGAAAUCCCUGUUUUACUUGUAUUAUUUCUAGAGGGUUUUUCAGCAGUGGCUUCCUUGUUCAUCUUCGGAUUUCCUUGAGGCUUUUGGCAAUUACUCCAGUGCGUUCGCCAAUCCCACCAUUCUGUAGCACAGCACACCCAAUCUGAAUAGAUACAAAAACAUAUGCUGUUAGUAUGGUCAAUGGCGAUACUCUCUGUGCCUUUAACAUUAAUAAUACAUUUCAAAAACUGGGAAAUAUAUAAAUGCAAUGAGUGGACAAGGCUUUUAACGGUUAGUGGAGAAUGGGUUCAAAGUAAUUAAUUCAAAUCGAUCCCUAAAACUCAAAAUACGUGCAUUGAAUCAGGUCAAAACCAAUAUUUCAACAUGCCACCUGCACUAUUUAAAAGGGCUACAUUCACCAAAAGUUCAAGUGCCACAAACUCGAACCUCUAAAUUUAUUAUCCACAAAUAUCAUGUCAUUUAUUUGGGAAACCCUCACCGUGUGACGACUUUAUUAAAGAGGGUCCGACAUUGGGGUGCUCAAGCAAUUCAUUAUUUUGCCAAAUUUAAGAAUGGUUCCCGUUCUAUCACGGGAAUCUAGAUAGUGUGUAAAAAAAUCCCAAUGGGCAGUCACCAGGUUAAAUAAAAACCAAUACGAUUGGUCUUAAACUGGUUAAAGUUACAUGAGGCUCAUACAUUUCACCGCAUACACAAUCAUCUUGCAAACACAAGACCCAAAAGGGAGUAAUUUUUGCGAUGAAUCAAGAAAACAAAACAGUCACUUAAAACAAUCGGAAAGAAAUCUCAAGUAUCCAAUGCAUUUACACAACAUAAACAUCAACACAGGCUUGAUAUAAACUUUUUUUUAUUUUUUUGAAUUUUUUUGUUUUACAAAGAAUUCUUAUUAAAAUUAUUAACUUUUUUUUGUAUUUUUUUGUUUUAUCUUUUUUUUUGUCCUGGAAAGCUCAAACGAUGCCUCGUGGUGAAGUGUAACAACGCCCCGCCCGUCGUCUUUUGCUUCCCCACCCCCCCCCUCCCCGGUCAGUGCCACAAACGCGAGCCAGCAGUCUGCCCCUGCGGCGGAAGUGGUUGGACUGAGGUGGCUCGGCGAGGGAUUGGCCCCGUGCCUUGGCUCGCAGUGUCUGCAUAGUGGCGUCAGGAAGACACGAUUCACCGCGUGGGGCCAGGCCACGCGGUCCACACGCUCUGCUGUUUGUUGUUGUUUUUUUUCCUCUUCAAAUUUAGUUUCAUCACAAGAGCGGCACGUAGAAAGUUCCCAUUGCACUCUUGCAGCAGCA
This is a messenger RNA of Petromyzon marinus (sea lamprey), 10229 nucleotides long. RefSeq lists its product as uncharacterized. Gene Ontology annotation, molecular function: transmembrane receptor protein tyrosine kinase adaptor activity. Gene Ontology annotation, biological process: intracellular signal transduction. Gene Ontology annotation, cellular component: plasma membrane. NCBI's taxonomy places the organism in Eukaryota, Metazoa, Chordata, Hyperoartia, Petromyzontiformes, Petromyzontidae. The record is from RefSeq and is a predicted model, not a curated record.